ACCUAAAGAAAUCUUUUUACAUUCGCUAUGCAAUUCAAGACCGUCGUUGGUGCCGCCGCUUUGGCCACUUUAGCUUCCGCCAGUAACGUUACCGUUACCACUGACAUUGUUGUCACUGACUUCACUACUUACUGCCCAGCUUCUACUGAGUUUGUUGUCAACAACGCCACUAUCACUGUGACUGAGGCCACUACUAUCACCAUCUCUGGUGCUUGUACCAUCCCAACCACCUACGUUACCUCCGCUCCAGCUUCUUCUACCGUUGCUCCAGCUGUUGAAACAGCUACCGGUGCCGCUAACAAGGUUGUCGUUGGUGCUGCUGCUGGUUUGGCCGCUGUUGCUGCUUUGUUGUAAGUUAGCAUUAUAGAAUGUUUUUAAUUUAUAAUAUUGUAAUAGUAUAGGUAAUAUACCACUUCAAC
Molecule: messenger RNA, 419 nt
Organism: Yamadazyma tenuis ATCC 10573
Lineage: Eukaryota; Fungi; Ascomycota; Pichiomycetes; Serinales; Debaryomycetaceae
Gene: PGA48
Product: Pga48p
Source: RefSeq, a predicted model, not a curated record